UGUUUAUAAUGUGAUUUACAGAUUCCAGAAUGGAUUUUGAGUUUGAGAACUUAUCUUCUGAAGUUCUUUACCAUAAAAGAUCAGAGUUGCGACAAAAACUUCAGAGCUUGAUUGUUGAGGGGGAAGAUAAACUUGUUUUAAAGCAUGUUCUCCUUGAUGUUCAAAAUAUGAAGGAGAAAAUGGAGGAUUUCUUACUCAUCAUUAAACAAAAUAAUCAAGUAGAAUCAAGUGAACAAACUCUAAAGGAUAUGUUGUUAAAAAUAGGAAGAGAACAAGUAGUAAUGAUGAGUAGAGUUUAUGCUCUAGGAUUAGGUUGGUUACUCAAUACAAUACAAGAUAUACAGAGUUUUCUCGGAUCUCCAGCUACCACUAAGAUAGAGGUGAAGGAGUGUGAUCAGGAUAUGAAGGUAGAUAUUGAAGAUAUUGAAGUUGUUCCUGAACUUGAUCAUCAAUCUAAUCAGCAUCAGCUUAAGCAGGAGCAAGAUAAUUCAACACAAGAUGAUGAGUUGGAAAAAAUAUCAGAUAUGUCGGAUUUACAUUGUAAUCUAUGUGAAUAUGUUGCCACACAACGAGGACAUUUAAAACAACACAAACUGCAUCGACAUGAAGCCAGAACCUUCCAAUGUGAACUCUGUGACCAUGCUGCGCCAACAAAAAGAACUUUAAAGCAACACAAAGAAAUCAAGCAUGAAGGAUUAAAGUUUCCUUGUGAUCAAUGCAACCUGUCUCCAAGCACCAUGUCAAGCUUGUUACGACACAAGCGCAGAAAACAUGUUCUGCAUCGUUGUCUGGAUUGCGGGUACAAGUGUCGGUCACUUCCUAACCUUUGGAAACAUGCAAGGUUGGAACAUGAACUAGAUCUACGGCAAGAUGAAGGAUUAUUAUCAGCCAAUAGGAAUACUGAUCUACCAGGGGAAGCUGAAAAUACGAAUGGAUCUUUAACUGAUGAAGAAAGGCUGAAUGAUGACAUGGAAAGAGAUGAGUGUAGAGACUUGUUUGAGAAGCACAACACUAUUGAAAUGGAAGAUAAAAAUGAGAAAGGGGGUAAAGAAGGAUUAUCCUGUGAUGAAUGCAACUUUUGGACGCUAAAUCCUCGAGCAUUGAAAGAUCAUGUUGCAAUCAAUCAUGAUGGAAUCCGAUAUUCCUGUGAUAAUUGUGAUUAUAAGGCUACAACAAAAUCUUACUUGAAGAAGCACAAGCAAAGCAAACACGAAGGAAUGAGGUAUUCCUGUGAUGAUUGUGAAUAUUCUGCCACUAGUAAAUAUCUUCUAAAGGAACACAGUGAGCGUGAUCACACUUUUAGCUCAAAUAGAAGCAAAGACAAAGACCUCUACCAACCAUCUGUCGAAGAUGUGAAAGUGGGUGAAAAUCAAGAAACUAACACUUAUUUAUGCGAUCAGUGUGACUUUACAACAACACAUCUACGAUAUUUAAAAAGUCACACUGAAAACAUGCAUGAAGGUAUACGGUAUCCCUGUGAUCAAUGUAGUUAUGAAGCGAGCAGGAAAUUUUAUCUGAAAGCUCAUAAACGAAGUAAACACGAAGGAAUAAAUUAUCAAUGUGAUCAAUGUGAGUUUCAAACGGGAACAGUCUAUUCUUUGAAAGGACACAAGGAAAGAAAACAUAGUGAUAACAAAUACUUUUGUGAUAGAUGUGAAUAUGUUUCUACAAAUAUGGAAGAUUUAAAGAGACAUAUAAGAAACAAACACGAAGGCGUUAAGUAUCCCUGUGAUAAAUGUGAUUUUGUGGGAAGCCAGGCAAGCAGCCUAAGUGUGCACCAGAAGAGUGUUCAUAAAGCAAUUAGAUUUUCAUGUGAUAAAUGUGAAUAUGUUUCAAUAUAUAGCAGUACGUUGAAAAAACAUAUUGAAAUUAAACAUCUUGGAAUACGACAUCCGUGUGAUCAAUGUGAAAGUACAUUUACCGAAAUGAAGAAUUUGCAUCAACACUUAAAAAGAAAGCACAAUUUAUAUCAAGUUAACAGUAAUUAGAAAAUAUAACUAUAGUUUUUUAUACCAGUUAAUAAUAUCAUAUUUACUUGUAAUUAAGUCUUUUAAAUAUAUACAAAAUUACUUUGCCUAAACAUGUUAUGCCGAACUUUUCGUUGAAAACGUCCUAACUUUAACGCCAAUAAAUGGAUAACACAGCCAUA
Messenger RNA from Eurytemora carolleeae, 2149 nucleotides. Its product is annotated as zinc finger protein 62 homolog. The coding region runs from base 30 to 1988 and encodes 652 amino acids. Gene Ontology annotation, cellular component: nucleus. Gene Ontology annotation, biological process: regulation of gene expression. NCBI's taxonomy places the organism in Eukaryota, Metazoa, Arthropoda, Copepoda, Calanoida, Temoridae. The record is from RefSeq and is a predicted model, not a curated record. The transcript is spliced from 7 exons.